Messenger RNA from Budorcas taxicolor (takin), 1267 nucleotides. It is a transcript of the gene TM2D3, whose product is annotated as TM2 domain containing 3. The record is from RefSeq and is a predicted model, not a curated record. Bases 13 to 768 code for a protein of 251 amino acids. The transcript is spliced from 6 exons. NCBI's taxonomy places the organism in Eukaryota, Metazoa, Chordata, Mammalia, Artiodactyla, Bovidae.
CGCGCCGGCAAGAUGGCGGCUGCGGUGGUCCUGCGGCCUCUUUGCCGACUGUGUCGUGUGGUGCUGUUGCUCUCACAGUUCUAUAUCCUGUCGGGCGGCGGGUCCUUCAGCGAGGAGCCCUCGCAGCCGCUGCCGCAGGCCGUCAAGGACCCGGGGCCCACACGGACCUUCACAGCGGUGCCCAGGGCGGCAGAAAGUACCGAUAUCCCACCUUAUGUGAUGAAGUGUCCGAGCAAUGGCCUGUGUAGCAGACUUCCUGCAGACUGUAUAGAUUGCAAGACCAAUUUUUCCUGUGUCUAUGGGAAGCCUGUCACUUUUGACUGCACAGUCAAACCUUCUGUUACCUGUGUUGAUCCAGACUUCAAAUCCCAGAAGAGUUUCGUCCUCAACAUGACCUGCAGGUUCUGCUGGCAGCUCCCGGAGGCUGACUACGAGUGCGUCAGCUCCAGCAACUGCAGGGCGGUGUCCUGCCCUCGGCAGCGCUAUGCAACCAACUGCACUGUGCGGGACCACAUCCACUGCCUGGGGAACCGCACUUUUCUGAAGAUGGUCUACUGCAACUGGACCGGGGGAUACAAGUGGUCCACAGCCCUGGCGCUGAGCAUCACCCUCGGUGGGUUUGGAGCAGAUCGCUUCUACCUGGGCCAGUGGCGAGAAGGCCUCGGCAAGCUCUUCAGCUUCGGGGGCCUGGGAAUAUGGACGCUGAUCGAUGUCCUGCUCAUUGGAGUUGGCUACGUGGGACCAGCGGACGGCUCUUUGUACAUUUAGCUGCAGUUACAUGCUUCAGAGAGGAGCGGAGCUUAGCAAAUGUGCUUUGCCUGUGGGAAUCCACGUGGUUUGAGGGACUUGUAUGUGUGUUUAAUGUACAGCAUCUGUACUUUGCCUGCCUUGAUGAAGGUAAAAUAAAAAACGGUGAACCAUGCUUAUAUGGAAUUUGGUUUUCUUUGCCUGCAAUCUUUUUUUUUUUCUGUGAAAAAAUUUAAACUGGAAGAACGACCUGUGCAACUGAAAAUCUGUUUAGUUCCUACACUUGAGUUUUAUAUUACUUACUUCAGAGUGUAUCAUUUGUAUCUCCAACUUGAAUGUCAUCUGCCAUAAAAAACAUUUGAGCUAUAAUUGCAGAGAGUGAAAAUCUUUUCAUUCUUCAGCUAAAUAAAGUUAUUUAUCUAAACUUCAGUCAUCUCUUGAGUUUUACAAUGUAAUAAUGUCUGUGUAGUAUGGUCUUUCUGUAUGAUUGUUUGAAAUAAAUGCAGAAAUUUUGUGUCUG